Molecule: messenger RNA, 1711 nt
Organism: Purpureocillium takamizusanense
Lineage: Eukaryota; Fungi; Ascomycota; Sordariomycetes; Hypocreales; Ophiocordycipitaceae
Product: tRNA-guanosine(34) preQ(1) transglycosylase
Exons: 2
Coding region: 294-1655 (453 amino acids)
Molecular function (GO): tRNA-guanosine(34) queuine transglycosylase activity
Source: RefSeq, a predicted model, not a curated record
CACGAAUCAGGCACAAUGACACCGAAAUUCUCACGAGGGACCGCAGCAUAGGGCCUACCAGGGAUCGACGACAACUCGCACAUAGCCGCAACCACUUCUGCAGGCGCUCUGGCUUUUGGCUCUUUUCGAGACACUCGACUCUUGACCGCGUUGUGAGAAGAAACUGCAGAGAGCCACCAGCUCGCACUCCCGAGCCAAGCCAACAUCCUCAUCUGCUGAGACUGUCAUCUCACACGCCCGAUCGAUAUUGCACAGCUCACAGCCCGUUCACGCAAAUCCUCGGUCAUGCCACGAUGACGGACGCUGAACCCCGAGAUCCGCACGUCAUGGCCGCUCGCAGAGUGUUUGAAAUCCUAGGCUCAGCAGCCGCCGACGCCUGCACCGCUCGCCUGGGCCGCAUGACCUUUGCUGGCAGACGCGUCAUUGACACGCCAAAUUUUACGGCCGUCACCUCGCGUGGCGCCAUUCCUCAUCUAACCCCGGAUAAUGUUGGAAAGCAUACGUCUGUAGAUGCGACAUACAUGGCUCUGGAAGACUUCGUGGAGAAGAAAGAACCACCCAUAUACAAGACUCCGUCUGGUGAUGCGGCUAGGCUGCACAGCUUCACUGCCAUGCCCUCGGAUAGGACGACCAUCAUGGGCGCAAGGCGCUGCCCGCCAGUGACGACGCCAAUGGGCAACAGCGCCAAGUCAGUGACUCUCUUCACAUCCACGGGCUUUUCCAGCGUCACGAUACCGCAGUACGCCGCUGCCAUUAAGGCGCUACGGCCGGAUGUGGCUAUUCCCUUGGCCGAUGCGCUGCAUACGAGUCCGACGCCCAACUCAAAGAAGCUCAUCAAAAUGGUGGAGCGCACCGAGGAAUGGCUGGACGAGCUGCUGCAGCAACUCGGGCCCGGCCGCGACAAACCCGACGCUUUGGGAGUGUCCCUGUUUGCCCCGGUGCUCCCGGUCGAGCAUCCCAUCCAGUGGGACUAUCUCCGGCACCUCGCCGAGGACGUGACGGACUCGCUGUCCGGGUUGGCCGUAUACAACGUCGCCCUCUUGCCGGAGCUCGCCUGCUACAAACCCUUUGCAUCUCUGCCGAAGCUUUCCCUGGAUCCGCCCAAGACACCCCACGAUAUACUGCGCCAAAUAUCCCUCGGCGUCGACAUGGUCACAGUGCCGUUCAUAAACACAGUCUCAGAUUCGGGAAUCGCCCUCACUUUUACGUUUUCUCCACACACCGUCAGGACCAACGAUCUUCUCCCGAUGGGGGUGGACAUGUGGUCUCCGGAGCACGCCACGGCGGUGACGCCCCUUGCUGACGGCUGCAAGUGCUAUACCUGCACGCAUCAUCAUCGUGCGUACCUGCAUCACCUGCUUAAUGCCAAGGAAAUGCUGGGCUGGAACCUGCUCCAGGUUCACAACCACCACAUUGUGCACCAGUUUUUUGCCGCCGUUCGCCAGUCUCUGGUGAACGGGGCCGCUGCCUUUGAGGAAGGGCGGCGGCUGUUCCUCGCGGCGUACGAGCCGGAGCUGCCAGAAGGAGCGGGCGAGCGGCCGCGGGCGCGGGGAUAUCACUUUAAGAGCGAGGCUGGGCAGGAGAGGCGAAACAAAUCCAGCUGGAAGGACUUUGAUGCGCAGACGACGAAUGGAAGCAUUGAGCCUGUAGUAUAGGAGCAUCGCUAGCAUCAAUCAGACAUGCCAUACCCUGGGUCUGGCAAGUACAACCA